Molecule: messenger RNA, 6048 nt
Organism: Ornithodoros turicata
Lineage: Eukaryota; Metazoa; Arthropoda; Arachnida; Ixodida; Argasidae
Product: A disintegrin and metalloproteinase with thrombospondin motifs 9-like
Exons: 35
Coding region: 122-5473 (1783 amino acids)
Biological process (GO): proteolysis; extracellular matrix organization
Cellular component (GO): extracellular matrix
Molecular function (GO): zinc ion binding; metalloendopeptidase activity
Source: RefSeq, a predicted model, not a curated record
CCGCGAACGGCGAUGGGCGAUGUCUGUCUGACGACGUAUUCUCCGCAUCGUGGAGGUAUGUGUGCAUGGAUGUAGGUGCGGCGACCUCUGAGUCUAUGUGAACCCAUAGAUUGGGAGGACUAUGCGCAUCGCUGGUCUCUUCGUCUGUUCAGCGUUCACGUUUUCGUACGCCGCUUUACUAUGUCAAAGUCUACACAUCAGGCCAGUGGUUGCCGUGGAUCCUCCCAUAGUGCGGACAGUAUUUCCAGAGCGUGUGCGUGGAAAACGGUGGGACGCAUACCCAUUCCGUGGGCUUCCAGAGCCCCAAGUAGAACUGCGACUGGACGAAAAGCUUACAGUCAGCCUCCUUCUUGACACUGGCUAUGAUGGGCUGCUCGUGCUGCACUAUCGGGCAUCGAAGCUGCCUAAUGAAACUGAACUGUGGUCAGACACUGGCAGCAAUACGGCCUGCCACUAUGUGGGUGCAGUGAAUGGGGAUCCUCAGUCUCGGGUCAUGGUCAGCCUCUGCCGUGGCAUGCUGGGGUAUAUCGAGAGCUCCUCGGAAGGAUUGCUCACUAUUGAGCCACAAGACGAAAGCGCACUUAACGAUGUCGCACAUCCACCACACAUUCUUCGCAGGCUUCUGCCUCCUAGGAAUGAGACACAGGCACCAAAACCACGGCGGAACAAAAGGUCCUACUCAGUGGAGCAGCACUUGGAAGUUCUGGUGGCUGCAGACAGCAAAAUGGCUCGCUACCACGGGAAGAACUUGAAACAUUAUAUUCUCACUCUAAUGGCAGCAGUAGCACACAUCUACAGGGACCCUAGCAUUGGCAAUCUCCUCAACAUUGCUCUUGUCAAAUUGGUCAUCAUGCAAGAGGAGGAGGAUCGAGAAAUCAUUUCACAGAGCGCCUCCGACACGCUGAAGAAGUUUUGCCGUUGGCAGCAGGACCACAACCACCUGGACGACACCCACCCUUACCACCAUGACACUGCGAUUUUGCUCACUAGAGAAGACUUAUGCAGACUGCCAAAAACAUGCGAUACUCUCGGUCUUGCACAGUCUGGCAUGAUAUGCGACCCCUACAGCAGUUGCUCCAUUGUUGAGGACAAUGGGUUGAGUGCUGCCUUCACCAUCGCCCACGAGCUGGGACACGUACUCAACAUCCCACAUGACGACGAUGAAAAAUGCCUCCGUCACCACUCGGGCAGCCGGCCACUUCACGUGAUGGCACGCAUGCUGGAUUAUAACAGUCACCCCUGGUCAUGGUCAUCCUGCAGCCGUCACUUCCUCACCGCCUUCCUUGAUGCUGGAUAUGGAGAGUGCCUUCGUGAUGCCCCCACCAAAGACCUGGUGGCUGGACGUGUUGGCACACAGCCAGGUGAAUUAUUCAACAUGGACGAGCAAUGUGAACUGGUGUUUGGGCCAGGUGCCAGGGUUUGCCCCUACAUGCCUGUCUGCGGACGACUGUGGUGCACCGUUCGGGGGAACCUAGAAGGCGGCUGCCGUACGCAGCACAUGCCUUGGGCAAAUGGGACUCCAUGCAGUCUGCACAAUCCACAGAAGUGGUGCCAGAAAGGACUUUGCAUCCCAAUAACGAAUGAAAUAACUCGACAAGCGGUGGAUGGCGAAUGGGGUCUCUGGCAGGACUACGGUCGGUGCAGCCGCACGUGUGGUGGCGGUAUCCAGAGCUCUUCUCGGGAAUGUGACAACCCCAGGCCCGCUUUUGGAGGACGUUAUUGCCUUGGAGAGCGUGUCCGCUAUAGAUCCUGUAAUACCCAGCCAUGUCCAGUGGGAUCCCAAGAUUUCCGUGAAGAACAGUGCCAGGCCUUCAAUGGUAUGACAGCUGGCCUUCCAGAUGUGCCUGCUGGUAGCAAGUGGACGGCCCAGUAUUCCGACAUUGCUCGGGCAGACUGGUGCAAGUUGUACUGCCGGGUUGUGGGUAGAGGGGCUUACUAUGUGCUCAAGGAAAAAGUGGUGGACGGCACCCGGUGCAAUUUAGAGACAUUUGACGUCUGCAUAAAUGGCUUCUGCAAGCCAGCUGGGUGCGACCAUCGUCUGAACUCCACAGCCAAGCCUGACAUGUGUGGCGUCUGUGCUGGAGACAAUUCUACGUGCAAGACUAUAAAGGGUCACUACUCUCGAGCCCAAUUUGGGUACAAUCUUGUGGUGAAGAUCCCAUCAGGGGCCAGUUAUAUGGAUAUCAGGCAGUACGGAGCAGAAAAAGAUGACAACUAUUUAGCCCUGCGGGACAGUCAGGAAGAGUACCUCCUCAAUGGAAACUUCACCGUGAGCGUGUUUAGGAAGACACUCCAUUAUGGGGGAACCUUAAUUGAAUACAGUGGAUCGAAUGCCUCAGUGGAGCGUAUCAAUGCCACCAAACAGUUAGAAAGUGAAUUGCAAGUCAUGGUCCUUACUGUAGGAAACGUGGUGUCACCUGACAUUCGAUACGAGUAUACAGUAUCGGUACAAGCAAAGCAGGAGUACACAUGGGAAGUGGACGACCAGUGGUCUCAGUGCAGCCAUAUCUGUCAGGGGCGCAGGGUGAGAGCAGGCACGUGCAGGCACAUCACAGAUGGUGUCGUCGAUGAAACAAAAUGUCACCAACAUCCCCCUGCUCUGGCUGAGGCCUGCAAUGGCCAUUGUACCCUCAGAUGGAAAAUAAGUGCUGCAUCCGAGUGCUCUGCACGCUGUGGCCCAGGCACAAGGACUCGCACUGUGCAGUGCAUGCAGGUGUUUGAGGAUGGCCAGGAGACAGCCGUUGCAGAGAGCCAUUGCCAACAUUUGGGGCCUCGUCCUCCGGAGCAGGAGAAAUGCAACCAUCCCUGUCGAAUCUUCCACUGGGAAUAUGACGACUGGCAGACCUGCAGCAAGACGUGUGGCAGUGGGGAACAGAUAAGAACAGCAGUGUGUGUAGGUGAUGAUGAGGUUGCCUAUCCAGACGCACGUUGCGACCAGGCAGUGCGUGAGGACCGACGUCCAUGCAACGUGGCUGAUUGCCCACGCUGGCAAGUGGGACCCUGGACUCAGUGCUCGGUGACGUGUGGCGAAGGGAUCCGUAGGCGACCCCUGUGGUGUCAACAUGAACAAUACAAGGUUGCAGGCUCCUUCUGCCCCCUGGCAACCAAGCCUGCCGACUCUGAGCCCUGCAGGGGUCCGCCCUGCCACCCUCAUCCCGAGUCAGAGCUCGGCACAACUGUAAUGACAGCCAAAUGCCCGGCAUGGUGUUUACAGAACGUGACCUGCCACCUGCCCGAGGCAACGUGUGUAUCUCCUCCAGAGUGCAGCCAGUGCCCACGAACCAUCUGGCAAACGGCACCUUGGUCUCAGUGCUCGGUGACAUGUGGCCAUGGUGUACGCAAGCGCAGAGUCAUUUGUGUGAACCAGACUGCUGGCACACCCACCACAGAUGAUGAGUGUGUCCAGGACCAAAAGCCCAAGGCACUGGAGCACUGCACUCUACAGCCCUGUCAUCAGCAGGAUGGACCUUCCCUUGCUUGGCAGCAUGGAGAAUGGGGUCCAUGUUCCGUGACUUGUGGACGAGGUGUCGCAACGAGGUGGGUUCGUUGCAGUGUCGAGGGUGCAGAAUGUUCACAGGAUGAGCGUCCUCCUGGUGAGCGUGUGUGUCAACAGGAACCGUGUGACCUCUCUGUAGGCAACUACGUGGAGGGCCACAGACGAUGGAAAGUUGGCACUUGGGGAGUGUGCUCCCGAAGCUGUGGUGGUGGACACCAACGAAGACAGGUGAUCUGUGUUGACGACAUGGAAAGCAAGAGCUCGUCGUGUCCCUUAAAGGGAAGGCCUCCCGAGAGUCGAGCAUGCCACGUUGAGGAUUGCCCAAAGUGGGCUCUGGGAACCUGGUCCCAGUGCAACACAGAUUGUGGAGAGCAGAGACGUCGUGUGGUGUGCCAGGACUGGGCAGGUGUUUCGCAGUCUGACUCUCGCUGUUCCAAGCCAAAGCCACAGGAAGUGAGACCUUGCGACUCGCGGGAUUGUGCGCAACCACCGUACCGUUGGCAAUCUGGAGCAUGGUCCCAGUGUUCUGCAACUUGCGGUGAUGGGGUGAUGCAUCGCAGCGUGGAAUGCUUGGACGGAGGCCAUAGGCCUGUGCCCUAUGUUCACUGCAAAGAGGAAGCAGCUCCUCCAGACAAGCGUGACUGUCGUCUGGCUGCUUGCCCUCGCUGGCAGAUGUCUCCAUGGUCACCGUGUUCGGCACCUUGCGGCAAUGGUACUCACAAGAGAGUGGCUCGUUGCAUGAAGCGAGGCCGAGAAGUAUCUGCAGAGAGCUGCUCUGGACCCCGACCAGGCAGUCAGGUGCGGCCCUGCUUCCUGCGACCCUGUCACUACCGCUGGAAGAAAACCCGCUGGACACCCUGUAGUGCAACCUGUGGAGGAGGAUCCCAGACACGCAGAGUGGGCUGUGUGGACCGAGGGAACCGCCCUGUGGCAGAGCGUUGGUGUGGUAACCAGAGGCGGCCACGUGUCGUGCGUCACUGUGCCCCAGAACCUUGCCCUUUGGCAUGGAGAAGUGGUGACUGGUCAGAGUGCAGUCGCACGUGCGGUGAGGGAGUGCAGGUGCGCAGGGUGACAUGUCACCGGGUCAACACAUACGGAUGGCUAGACCCCAUCCCACUAGAGUCUAGCACCUGCCCUGCCGAAGUACGCCCCACGUCCAGUCGUUCCUGCCAGGUAGGCCUUUGUGAGGAAGAUGUGUUCUGGAAGCCUGGACCUUGGUCUGCUUGCUCUGCUUCCUGUGGUCUCGGACGGCAGAAACGUCGCCUGCGUUGCUACGACAGUCAUAACAAGCGGGUGCAUAACUCCAAGUGCAGGGCGGCACUCAAGCGUAAGCUAGGACGCAAGAGGAAAUGUUUCCUUAGGCCUUGUGGGGCUUUAAGCUGUCAGGAGUUCCAGGACCGGAUGGGUGUACGGACAGACGGAGAGCAGGAGAUCUACGUACGGGGCCGUGCUGUCUCAUUGUACUGCGGUCGAAUGAACACUACAAGCCCCCAAGAAUAUAUCUCUCUCAGCAGUGGAGAAAGCAGCAAUUACUCUGAGGUCUAUGGGAAAAGGCUUGCCAACCCAGACACUUGUCCAUAUGGUGGAGCCCGAGUUGACUACUGUGACUGUUUGGAUGAUUACCCUGCUGGCCUCACGACCUUCUCCAAGGUUGCCCUCAACAUGUCCAGCCUUCAGGUGGACUUGCAAGACCUGACCUACAGCCGCACUCUGCAUGGUCGACCUGUGGGCUUCGCAGAAGCUGGGGACUGUUACAGCAGAACACAAUGUCCCCAGGGACGGUUUUCUGUCUCACUGGCUGGGACUGGCUUUGCUGUUGACGCACAAACCAAGUGGAUCACCCAGGGUGCUCAUGCUACCAUUGCCAUUAGACGACUUGAGGGCGGGGAAGUGAUCCAGGGACGCUGUGGUGGAUAUUGUGGGAAGUGCUUCCCAGACGCUACAACUGGUCUCCUGUUGGAUGUGCGGCCACCCUGACGUUCUUUUCAUUAAACGAAGAGUUAGAUCUGUUACGUCGUACAGCAAGACCGAUACAGUAUUGACUGAGGACAUCUCGUUGUUCCAUGGUGCUGUUAUUUUGUGCCAUACACUCAAAGGCUAAACGUGUCUAGCAGCUCUAGGAAUGUGUUGACAACAUAGUGGCAACUUAUGAUGGCAGCUAAACUUGGCAUUUCUUUACUCGUGGCCUUUUUUUUCUGCGCUAUUUAUUAUCCUGCUGUUGUUACCUUACAUUUGUGUGUCCAGCCAACAUCUUGUUACAACCUCCAAUGUUAGUGCCAACAAUGGCAAGUUACUUGCAGUCUGUUUUUUCCCCCCCACCUACCUCAACCCUCUUACGGUUGUACGAGGACCACACGUUGAUGCGCACAAAGGCGUUCCACAGGUGCAGCUGCAGUCACCGAUCCAUUUUUUAAACCACUCGCUUCAUCACUGCCAAAGCACAAGCCACCUGUACAUAAAUCAUUGGCAGACACUGCCUCUUUUACCACGCUGCCUAACUCGUCUGACGAGUGCUUCGCAAGUUUUUGUACAAUAAAUACUACGAUACUGCA